Messenger RNA from Carcharodon carcharias (great white shark), 3067 nucleotides. RefSeq names its product proprotein convertase subtilisin/kexin type 9 (gene pcsk9). Bases 102 to 2117 code for a protein of 671 amino acids. Gene Ontology annotation, biological process: proteolysis. The record is from RefSeq and is a predicted model, not a curated record. Lineage: Eukaryota; Metazoa; Chordata; Chondrichthyes; Lamniformes; Lamnidae. Gene Ontology annotation, molecular function: serine-type endopeptidase activity. The transcript is spliced from 13 exons.
CGUUUGCUCCAAUCACCAGGGGAGCCACCAACAAAGCCGCAGAGAAGGGAAGAGGCUCCGGGCUCAUUACCCUCACCGCACCGACCCCUGCAUCCUCAGCCAUGGGUGGCUUCACACUCUGGGCGAAGUUACUGAUUCUCUUGUGUUUUAUAUCUUUUACGUUAGAGCUUGAAGGCGAAGAGGAGAUCGAUCUAUUUUUAGCGUUCAAUGAGGAGGUCCCUCUUCAGCAUUCUGCGACUGAUUCAUGGACCCACAACAAGCCCGCUCCCUUCCACCGAUCCAACAUAGAUGCUUGGAGGCUGCCUGGCCAGUACAUAGUAAAGUUGAAAGAGAGUGCUCACAGAUCCCAGACAGAGCGCACCAUACACAGACUCUGCACUAAAGCAGCCAAGCAUGGUUAUAUGACAGAACUUGUUCAUGUUUUCCAUGAGGUCUCCAGGGGCUUUGUCAUCAAAAUGAGCAGCGACGUGUUAGACAUGGCACUGAGAUUACCUCAUAUUGAAUAUAUCGAAGAGGAUUCAUCCUUGUUUGCUCAGACUAUUCCUUGGAAUCUAAAUCGCAUUGCUCCUUCAGACCAGAGAGUGGAACAGUAUAUCCCUCCAAAUAAUGGUGAUCUGGUGGAGGUUUAUUUGCUUGACACUGGUGUGCAGAGCAACCAUCGAGAGAUUGAAGGGAAAGUCUUAGUUACAGAGUUUGAGAAUGUCCCAGAGGAGGAUGGUACUCAAUUCUACCGCCAGGCUAAUAAGUGUGACAGCCAUGGAACGCACACUGCGGGAAUAGUGAGUGGGCGUGAUUCUGGGGUAGCAAAAGGAGCAAAUGUCCGCAGUGUGAAAAUUCUGAACUGUCAGGGCAGGGGGACUAUAAGUGGAGCACUGGCUGGUUUGGAGUUCAUCAGGAAAACUCUAAUUCUCCAGCCCUACCGACCUUUGAUUGUGCUGCUGCCCUUUGUAGGGGGAUUUAGCAAGACCUUGAACGCAGCAUGCAGACUAUUGGCACGGACAGGUGUAGCAUUAAUUGCAGCAGCUGGGAAUUACAAGGGGGAUGCCUGCUUGUAUUCACCUGCCUCAGAACCAGAGGUUAUCACUGUUGGCGCUACUAAUAAUAACGACCAGCCAAGCAUCACUGGAAACAUGGGAACUAAUUUUGGCCGUUGUGUUGACCUUUUCGCUCCUGGUGAUGACAUCAUCAGUGCUUCCAGCGACUGCAUCACAUGUUUCACCUCUAAGAGUGGAACGUCACAGGCUGCAGCUCAUGUGGCAGGCAUUGCAGCAGUGUUAAUGAAUGCUGAUCCCAAUAUAACUGUAUCCGAAUUACGUCAGAGACUAAUUCAUUACUCCACAAAGAAUGCGAUCAACGAUGUGUGGUUUCCAGAGGAACAAAGAUUCAUCACACCCAACAGAAUUGCACGAUUGGCUUCUCCUGUACUAACGGAGAACCAACUGCUGUGCCGGACAGUAUGGUCGAAGCGGUCAGGCCUUGCACACUCCGCUAAAUCCGUAGCGCACUGCAACAAGAAUGAGGAAAUGUUCAGCUGUUCAAGUCUUUCCAAGAAUGGAAAAAGAAGGGGUGAACAUAUAGAGGAAACCCAAGGGAUGAAGAAGUGUAUAGCUCACAAUGCCUUUGGCAGUCAAGGAGUUUAUGCAAUUGCCAGGUGCUGCACUUGGCCAAGAGCUGAAUGUCUCAUUAAUACCAGCUCAGUGGCUGAUGAUGGCACCGUACAAAUGGCAGGCUGUCCACAUAAGGGCUUCCUCCUUACUGGCUGCAGCUCCCAUUCCUAUACAAGAUUCAGUGAUACAGUGAUGCCUCGAGCAAACAAACAGUGUACAGGACAAAUGGACAUGAUCUCACAUGCUACUUGUUGCCAAGCACCAAGCCUCGAGUGUGAAGUGAAGGAACAGAGCUCCACAGGCUUCACAGAAAAGGUGAUGGUGUCAUGUGAUGAAGAAUGGACACUAACUGGGUGUAGUGCAUAUUCCAAUGGUUCUCACACUCAUGGAGCAUACACUGUGGAUAACAGAUGUAUGGUAAUUUGUUCAGGAAAAGGGAAAGGAUCUAUUUUUCUUAUUUGCAAAUCUCUCUGUCCACCACCUGAGGAGCAAACCAACCAAUUGCACUGAGAGGCGAGCUUAGAAUUUGUCCAUUUCUAAUCGGAGACACCCACCACCAAAGCAAUUCGGAAUGACAUCGAUAUUCUGUUAGGUCUCUUAAAGCUCAGUCAUAAGGCUGUAGGAAGUGUUAAACCGAUUUGGUGAAGAGAACUUGAAAGUCAUAUCACUUGCUCAGCAAAGCUAAAGAACUCAUCUGGAGAAACACACAUUUUAAAUAAUUGCUGAGACUGAUGAUUUAAGUUUUAUUCAUUCACAGGAUGUAGGUGCCAUUGGCAAGACCAGCAUUUAUUAUCCAGCCCUAUACAUCUGAUUGAAAUGACCCAGCAAGGCAGAGGGCAGGUAAAAGUCAAUCAACCACUUUGCUCUGGGUCUGGAGUUACAUAUAGGCCAGACUGGAUAAGGGCGGCAGAUUUCCUUCCCCAAAGGACAUUUGAAAAAAAAACCCAUCUGGUUCACUAAUGACAAUCCAGUAGCUUCAUGGUCACCAUUACAGAUACUAUCUCUUAAUCCAGACUUAAUUAAUUAACAAUUUAAAUUCCUAAUUGGUAUUUGAAUUUAUGUCUCUGGAUCAUUAGUCCAGAUCACUGGUUUAUUGGUCCAUUAAUAUACCAUUACGUACUAUAUCUAUUGAACAGGCAAAUUAAAUAUAUUUUGCAUGUGAAGGAACAUACUUUCAAAAGAAAGAAAUUAAUUCCUCAGUAGGGUAGGUUCCCUCUAAUUCUACAUGACUAUUGAUUAUAUAAUUCACGUUUUAUUGGAUGCUGGAAGAUUAAAAGCAGUAGCUCAGUUGUGCUUUAUUGUUAAAGUGCUGCACUUCUCAAAACUAAAUUAAUAGCCAAUGUUCAUUAAUAUAAAAGUUAUUCCCUCCAUCCAAUAAUAAAACCACCAUGUAUAUAAAUAGCCAGCACCAUUGUUCUGAAUAUUUGUAAAUAUUUUUGAGGAUGUGAUCAUAUUCUACA